AUGCAAGUUUCAGCAGGAGAACAGUCGGAACAAGAGGCCCCUGCACCACGCAGUCGGAGCAAGAGGCCCCCCACCACGCAGUCGGAGCGGGAGGCCCCCCACCACGCAGUCGGAGCGGGAGGCCCCCCCCACCACGCAGUCGGAGCGGGAGGCCCCCCACCACGCAGUCGGAGCGGGAGGCCCCCCCCACCACGCAGUCGGAGCGGGAGGCCCCCCCCACCACGCAGUCGGAGCGGGAGGCCCCCCCCCACGCAGUCGGAGCGGGAGGCCCCCCCCACCACGCAGUCGGAGCGGGAGGCCCCCCCCACCACGCAGUCGGAGCGGGAGGCCCCCCCCACCACGCAGUCGGAGCGGGAGGCCCCCCCCACCACGCAGUCGGAGCGGGAGGCCCCCCACCACGCAGUCGGAGCGGGAGGCCCCCCCACCACGCAGUCGGAGCGGGAGGCCCCCCCCCACCACGCAGUCGGAGCGGGAGGCCCCCCCCCACCACGCAGUCGGAGCGGGAGGCCCCCCCCCACCACGCAGUCGGAGCGGGAGGCCCCCCCCACCACGCAGUCGGAGCGGGAGGCCCCCCCCACCACGCAGUCGGAGCGGGAGGCCCCCGCCCACCACGCAGUCGGAGCGGGAGGCCCCCCACCACGCACCUCGCAGAUAGUGCCCCCCUUCGCUCUCACCACAGCUGGGCCAAAAGCCUUAGCUCUCUACGUUAUUGGGGUUUCUCCUUUCCUAUAA
This is a messenger RNA of Loxodonta africana (African savanna elephant), 732 nucleotides long. Its product is annotated as basic salivary proline-rich protein 3-like. NCBI's taxonomy places the organism in Eukaryota, Metazoa, Chordata, Mammalia, Proboscidea, Elephantidae. The record is from RefSeq and is a predicted model, not a curated record. The coding region runs from base 1 to 732 and encodes 243 amino acids. The transcript is spliced from 2 exons.